This is a messenger RNA of Sesamum indicum (sesame), 1974 nucleotides long. It is a transcript of the gene HWS, whose product is annotated as Galactose oxidase/kelch repeat superfamily protein. Gene Ontology annotation, molecular function: protein binding. NCBI's taxonomy places the organism in Eukaryota, Viridiplantae, Streptophyta, Magnoliopsida, Lamiales, Pedaliaceae. The record is from RefSeq and is a predicted model, not a curated record.
AUGAGUAAGACAGCAUUAAGGAAAAAAAAUACACCACGUUGUGGGAUUUUCUCUUUUCUUGCACCACAUUAAAACCCUCAUCAAAUUCCUUGAAAAACACCUCAAACUCGCUUUUGUUUAUGUCAAACAGAACCAAAAAGCCCUAUUAAAAAGCCGCCCUUCUCUUUCAUUCCUCUGUUCUUGUCGUUUUGGCUGCAUCAUUUGAACGUGAAAGGCAUUUAAAAAAAAGAAAACCCAAGAAAAACAACCCUCCUCUCUAUGUAACAUUGGUGGAGACAAUAUAUAUUUAUUUAUGUAUGGGUAUGGUAUAACUAAUGUAUAGACGUGUUCAUCCGCUUAGUUUAAACUCAUCCAGUUUAUGCACUCUCACUCCCUCUUGAAUAUUUAAUGAUUUGGUAUUUCUUUGUUUCUUGAAUCUUCUUUCGCUCCCUGAGGAAAAUAGACUGCUUUUUUUUUUUUUUUGUGUGUGUGUGUGUGUGUUCAUUGAUCCGUUCUGACCGUUUUUCUGGCGAAUCUCGAGGAUUUUGAGGUGUGGGCGAAGAACCCAUUUGUUCAGAGGCGGGAUUUUUGCAUCGAAGUUCUGCAGAUUCGUCAUCAUGGCAGCGGAAACUUCAUGGGUUAGUCAUUGCUUUGAAAACUUUGCAAGUGGCAGCGUAGACUUUGAUUCAUUCUCGGACCUUAAUGACGAAACUGAUAAAGAAGCUGCUGCAGUUUCAAUGGAUUUAAUUUUGCCUGAUGAUCUUUUGGAACGUAUAUUAUCCUAUCUUCCCAUUGCUAGCAUUUUUAGGGCAAGUUCCGUGUGUAAAAGAUGGCAUGAGAUAGUGAAAUCAGAAAGGUUUCUAUGGAAUAGUUCUCAUGUAUCAUCACAGAAGCCUUGGUACUUUAUGUUCACGAGUUCUGAUGAACCAGUUGGUUAUGCAUAUGAUCCUGUCCUUAGAAAGUGGUAUGGGAUUGACCUCCCAUGCAUUGAGACAUCCAAUUGGUUCAUUGCUUCAUCGUCUGGGUUAGUUUGCUUUAUGGACAAUGAUAGCAGGAGUGAGUUGUAUGUUUGCAACCCAAUAACCAAAUGUUGCAAGGGACUUCAUGAGCCUCCUGGCCCAAAAUUUUCUGAUUACAGUGCAUUGGCCGUCUCAGUAAAUAGGGCAACCCACAGUUACAAUGUCUCGAUUGUUAAAUCUAAGCAGGUUCCUGGGAACUUCUUUCAGUGGGAUCUCUCCAUCCAUCUGUAUGAUUCGGAAACAACGACAUGGGUUACGACUUUGACGGAGGUUUUAACAGGGUGGAGAGCUGGUGAUGAGAGUGUGGUUUGUAAUGGGGUAUUAUACUUCCUAAUUUACUCGGCGGGAGGUGGUGCUCGUGACAACCGUCACGGGCUUAUUAUGUAUAACCUCAGAAACCGUUCACCUCAUGGCGUAUUGAUGAGGAGUUUCAUUCCAGUGCCUUGUUCUCUUACAUGUGGCCGUCUGAUGAACCUGAAGGAAAAGCUUAUAAUGGUUGGAGGCAUUGGGAAACAUGAGCGGCCCGACAUCAUUAAGGGGAUUGGCAUUUGGCUUUUGAAGGGAAGAGAGUGGCAAGAGAUAGCCCGAAUGCCCCAUAAGUAUUUUCAAGGUUUUGGUGAGUUUGAUGAUGUUUUUGCCAGCAGUGGUACAGAUGACCUCAUAUACAUUCAGAGUUAUGGAGCACCUGCUCUUCUUGUUUUUGAUGUCAAUCAGAAGCAAUGGAAGUGGUCCCAGAAAUGCCCUGUGACAAAGAGGUUUCCCCUUCAGCUCUUUACUGGUUUUUGCUUUGAACCAAGGCUGGAAAUUGCACCCUAGUUUCAUUUCACAUUGAAUUUAAUCUGGUCUUUUGCUGCAAAGCUCUUGAUGUCUUAGAUGAUAAAAUGUUUCACAAUUUCAAGUUUUUGUUCAAUUAUGUUGAUUGAAAAAGUGUUGGCAAGGGGUUGUAGGUGAUGCAACAUCCGGUAGCCCUUCUCAU